GGGUUCUCCCUGAGUGACUCAGCUUUGACUCUGCUAUUCUCGGUCAUCAUCCUUUUGCCCCUGCCAGGCAUCGACUCAUGUUGACAUGAGGAACCCACUUCAUUGUUAAUAUAAGACGGAAAUCAGGGCCAUGUAACCGGGUCUCUGGUUGUGUGUACUGCUAACCAUUGUUCUUUCCCACUGAAACAUGUCUACAAUUCCUGUCGGUGGUACCAGCAGAACACAGAGCCAAGGCCAAUGGUCAGUUCCUGGCUCUCAUAUCGCCGAGAAUGAUUUUGAAUCAAGCAUCAACAGCAACGAGAUCUUGGAUCUCCCCGUGGCCGAGAAGAUGCCUACCGAGGUCGAUAUCGAAGAGUCUUUGGAAGUCCGAAUUGAACGAUUAGGCCGAGAACGACCGCCAACGUUCAAGUCGAUAUGGCAGGAGCUUGCAUUUCUUUUCAGCGUUAUCAUGUCACAAGUGUUGACUGAAUACUUUGUUUCUGGCUUUGGCGUCAUUCUACCUACUCUAAUCCGCGAACUCAACAUUCCAGCCUCAGCCAUUGUUUGGCCAGCCACGGCCUUCUCGUUGGUCAUUGCAAGCACACUUCUUGUUUUUGGCCGAUUCGGAGACAUGUGGGGCGCAUAUCCUGUUUAUCUUUGGGGAUUCUCCUGGCUCUGUGUUUGGAGUAUCAUCUGUGGAUUCAGUAUCAAUCCCAUGAUGCUCAACUUCUGUCGAGCUCUACAAGGUCUUGGAGCCGCAGCAUUUCUGCCAACUGGAGUCAUGAUCAUUGGCAGUGUAUACCGUCCCGGGCCUCGCAAGAACGUCGUGUUUGCCUUAUAUGGAACCUUUGCGGUGGUGGGAUUCUUCCUUGGUAUCUUCUGCGGUGGAGUUGUCGGACAGUUUCUCAGGUGGUCGUGGUACUUCUGGAUUGGAGCUUUCCUUGCCGCCAUCAGUAUUGUGACGUCCAUCUUCUCAAUCCCCAAUGAUCGAAAAGAAAGACGGUCGAACAACAUCAAAAUGGACUGGCUUGGUGCCUUGGUCCUUAUUCCUGGCUUGAUCCUCAUUGUCUUUUCCAUUACACAGUCCGCCCACGCAGAUUUACGAUGGCGGACACCCUACAUCCCAACUCUGUUCGUCCUUGGGUGCUUAUUCCUCUUCGUUGCGGUUUACAUUGAAGGUUGGGUGGCCGAGUUUCCUCUCCUGCCUGCCGACCUGUUCAAAGUCCCUCAUAUGACACCACUUCUGCUCGCUCUCCUUCUCCUGUAUGGCACAGCCGGCAUCGUGCUUCUUUAUGCGACACAAUAUUUCCAGAACAUCCUCGAUACCUCACCACUCGAAAUCGUUGCCUGGUACACGCCUAUGGUGGUGGGAGGACUUUUCCUAAGUCUGAUUGAAGGGUUUAUCUUACAUAUGGUGCCUGGCCGAAUACUCCUGGUCAUUUCAGCCCUUGGGGCCGUGGGUUGUCAGGUUCUUCUGGCAACGCUCCCAGACUCACCAAAUUACUGGGCAUGGAUCUUCCCGGCUAUGGUCUUGUGCACCGUAGGGAUCGACCUUUCAUACACCCUGGCCUCAGUAUUCGUCACAACACAAUUCCCAAAAGCAAGACAAGGAUUAGCGGGAGGGCUACUCAACUCCGUUCUGCAGCUCGGAGUUGCUCUUCUGCUGGGGUUUUCUGACAUCAUCCAGUCUUACACGGUGGAUGAGGUCGGCUUGAAACAUAGCUAUAAGAACGUGUUCUGGCUGGGAACGGCGGCUGCUUGUGUCUCAGUGGUAGUGAUUGCUGUCUGGGGAGGAAUUCCCAGAGCAAAGAGCGACCUGACUGCGGAUGAGAAGCUUGAGCUUGAGCGCGAGGCAACGAGGAUUUCUUCACAAUCGGUUGAACAUACAACGACGAGAUAAAGAUGAGAUAAAGAUGAGAUGACACAUAGAUGUACAUAUAUUCUUAGAGGCAUAGCAUGAAUCACAGUAUAACGAAUUGUAUGACACGACGAGACCAGGUCUGGUAUUGGG
Molecule: messenger RNA, 1990 nt
Organism: Exophiala mesophila
Lineage: Eukaryota; Fungi; Ascomycota; Eurotiomycetes; Chaetothyriales; Herpotrichiellaceae
Exons: 1
Coding region: 188-1879 (563 amino acids)
Biological process (GO): transmembrane transport
Cellular component (GO): membrane
Molecular function (GO): transmembrane transporter activity
Source: RefSeq, a predicted model, not a curated record